UGAACACUCUCAUGCAGCACUACCUGCGCUCCGCUCGCCCACUCGAGAUGACCUCCGACGAGCGACUACUAACCUCGCCAGACGGUACACGUAUCUGGGCUGAAGCGAUCGGUGAUCCGUCGAAUCCAGCCGUCGUCUUCAUACACGGGCUCGCAUGCUCUGCUACGCUGUUUGACAAGCAGUUUCUUGACCCUGUACUGCUGGACAGGCUGUACAUGGUCAGAUACGAGAUGAGGGGACACGGACGAAGCGAUACACCAGCGAGCAUAGAAGCGUAUGCAUCGGUGCAUCAGGCAGAAGAUUUCCGUGCAGUGUGCGAGGCCUUUCAGGUGUGGAAACCCUGGGUUUUUGGAUGGAGCCUUGGAGGUACUAUACCUGUGGAUAUCGCUAAUCACUUAGGACCCUCGUAUAUCAGCGGCGUUAUCUAUAACGGAGGCGCGGUGCUCUCGCUCGCACUCUGUGUCGAGACAAUCCCGGAGUCCUUCGUGCCGCUCAUGCCAUAUGUCCAGUCGACCGACGCAGAUACUAUCGCGCGCUUCGCCCAACGCUUCGUGGAGGGAUGUGUCGCAGAUCCGGUCGCAACACUACCUUGGCCUGUGAAACUGCAAUGGAUGGGCUCAUUCGCAGCGCAGCCACCAGCGGUCCGGGCGUGGUCGCACGAUCGCGAACAGGACGAGACGAGAUGGCGCGCAGAGGCGAGGAGUUGGCGGGUGAUGUUGAUACAGGGUGCGGAGGACACACACUGUCGGGCAGCUCAACUGGCAGCGCAAGUGAGGGAUCUGUACGAUGACGCCGAGGUGUAUAUCUUGGAAGGAGUGGGCCACUCACCUCAGUUCGAACGACCUGACAUCGUCAAUGGGCUCAUACUGAACUUCAUCGAAAAAGGUCGUUGAACGUGCCGAUAAAUUUUUGUGUCACCAGUAGCGAAUAUGACUUGUGAAAAUGUCCACGAGAAAGCAACAAGCAGUCUGGAACAGAUAAAAGGCAGUCUUCCUGUACUGACGACUGCGGCCUCCGAGUCCGAGCGGGAGUGGAUGGCGAACCGCGAUCGGGAUCCAUCAUAUCUAAUC
Molecule: messenger RNA, 1070 nt
Organism: Rhodofomes roseus
Lineage: Eukaryota; Fungi; Basidiomycota; Agaricomycetes; Polyporales; Fomitopsidaceae
Product: alpha/beta-hydrolase
Exons: 3
Coding region: 12-893 (293 amino acids)
Source: RefSeq, a predicted model, not a curated record